Elgaria multicarinata webbii is the source of this 1249-nucleotide messenger RNA. It is a transcript of the gene IER5L, whose product is annotated as immediate early response 5 like. The transcript has a single exon. The coding region runs from base 38 to 1237 and encodes 399 amino acids. NCBI's taxonomy places the organism in Eukaryota, Metazoa, Chordata, Lepidosauria, Squamata, Anguidae. The record is from RefSeq and is a predicted model, not a curated record.
GCCGGCCCAUGCCGCUGAGCGCCCGGCGGGCCGGAGGAUGGAGUGCGCCCUCGACGCCCAGUCGCUGAUCAGCCUGUCGCUCCGCAAGAUCCACAGCUCGCGCACGCAGCGCGGCGGCAUCAAGCUGCACAAGAACCUGCUGGUCUCCUAUGUGCUCCGCAACGCCCGGCAGCUCUACCUGAGCGAGCGCUACGCCGAGCUCUACCGCCGCCAGCAGCAGCAGCAGCAGCAGCAGCACCCGCCGCCGCAGCAGCAGCCCUACCUGGAAGGCGGCAUGGCGGGGGCGCCCGGGCCCGCCUUCGGCCCGCCGCCGCCGCUCCAGCCGCCCGACGAGGAAGACGGGCUCGUGCAGGCGCGCAGCUGCGCCCUGGCGCGGGCCGCCGAGGCGCUGGAGAUGCCCGGCGCGCUGCUGCCGCACGAGCCGCCGCCACCGCCCGCCCCGUCGGGGCUCUGCAGGGACUCGCCGCUCGCCUUCUACCAGCGCGGCGCCGCCGCCGCCGCUGCCGCCGCCUCCCCGCCCGGCUUGCUUUACGCGCCGCCGCCGCCGCCGCCUGGGACCUGUGACUUCUCGGCCGCCGCCGCCGCCAGCAGCGGCGCGCCGUCGGGGCUGCCCCCGGCCGCUCCGGCGCACUGCUCCAGCCGCACCACCGUCCUGGACCUGGACACGCACGUGGUGACCACGGUGGAGAACGGCUUCUUGCCGCCGGACUGCUGCGCGCAAUGCCCGUGCUGCUGCCAAGGCGCCGCGGCCGGCGGCGGGGGGUGCCCGCCGCCCAGCCCGGGCUCCAAGCGCAAAUACUACCCGGGCCAGGAGCCGGAGCUCGGCGCCGUCCCGGCCGCCCCCCGCGGCCCCGCGGAGCCUCACCCGCCGGCGCCGGCGCCGCCCCUGCCCGUGGCCCCCUUUGUCCCCUGCCCCAAGCGCGCCCGCUUCGAGGACUUCCCCGCGGAGCCGCCCGCCGCCGAGCCGUCCAACAACAUCUCCAGCCUGAUCUCCAUCUUCGGCUCCGGGUUCAGCGGGCUGGUGAGCCGGCAGGCGCAGGCGCCGCACCCCCAGCCCCACCAGCCGCACCCCCACAACCACCAGCACCAGCACGCGCAGCAACAGACGACGCCGACGCCGCAGCAGCAGCAGCAACAGACGCAGACGGACUCCGAGCAGCCGCUUAACGGACAGCUGUGCAGCAAGCAGGCCUUGGCUAGCUUGGGCGCUUGGACGCGAGCCAUCGUGGCUUUUUAGACGGGGCGGACG